Trichosurus vulpecula (common brushtail) is the source of this 2003-nucleotide messenger RNA. It is a transcript of the gene METTL8, whose product is annotated as methyltransferase like 8. The record is from RefSeq and is a predicted model, not a curated record. Gene Ontology annotation, molecular function: tRNA (cytidine-N3)-methyltransferase activity. The transcript is spliced from 11 exons. NCBI's taxonomy places the organism in Eukaryota, Metazoa, Chordata, Mammalia, Diprotodontia, Phalangeridae. The coding region runs from base 558 to 1787 and encodes 409 amino acids.
GCCACGUGGCCCUUCCAACCCGGUCCUUCUAAGCUUGGGGCCACAGGGCCCCGGGUGAGCAGGUUUGCAGUGGCUGCGGUGGUGGGGUGCGUAGCCUGGACAGGUGGGAGAGGAAGAGUGGACUUGGGCAAGGCAGGGUACGUGAGAUACUCUGCGCUCCCCUUGCAGUCCUCUUGUUCCCUCUAAUACAGCGCGCUCUGUAUCCCGACUCUGAGCUCUUGCUCACAUCCCGGAUCGGGGACGGAGAGGGGCGCUGUGUCCCGGUGUCCAAGCUUACUCUUGUGCAAGAAGGGAGUGUCUUGUCUAAACCAGAAAAGCGAGCAGCACAUUAAAGGUAAAUUGGAUUUAAGUGAGGCAGAGCUGUGUAAAGUAGUCAGCCUUACUCUGUCCUCCAGAGACAUCCAGAAGCCCAGUGGCAAGACCAAAUUAAGAUGACUGCAGGACCCAGGAUGCCGUGGGUGACCUUGGCCUUUCUAAAUUAAGGUCUUUCCCAGUCUCAGUUUGUCUGAAGCAAUGCCCAUUCAACGACUAAGGGCUUCUAGAGGUGUCCAAUUAAAAUGAAUUCAAUUCAGAGACUUUUGGCGUCCUAUCUAAGGAAAAGGAAGAUGCCACUAAGGUUUCAGAGUAACGAUCGGCCGACCGUGCCUCUUGGAUCACGGAUUUUAACAGACCCUGCCAAAGUUUACGAACACAACAUGUGGGACCACAUGGAAUGGUCAAUAGAAGAAGAAGCAACAGCUAGAGAAAAAACAACCGAAAACUCAUCUAUAAAAGUGCAGCUGGAAGACCAAGUCAAAUAUGAAAGUCAAGCCAGUAAAUAUUGGAAUAAUUUUUACAAGAUUCAUAAGAAUAAAUUUUUCAAGGAUCGUAAUUGGCUGUUGAGGGAAUUUCCUGAAAUUCUUCCAGUUGGACUACAGACUAGAGAAGAAAAGGAAAAAAUGUCUUGGGACCAUGUAAAAACUAAUGCUACAGACUCUUUCUCAAAAAUAGACUGCCCGGCCAUGCCUAAUGGAGUGGAGUCUUGUAAAAAUGAUUCUGUUGGUGAUUUUGCCUACAGCCAGAGCGAAAUGAGGUCUGGUGACAGCCAGCAUCCCAAAAAGAAGAGAAGAGAGGCUGCAAAGACCAGUUUGUUCCCUGGCAGCCAUGCCGCUUUCAGGAUCCUAGAGGUUGGCUGUGGUGCUGGAAAUAGUGUUUUCCCCAUUCUGAAUGCUAUGAAGAAUGCUCCAGAGACCUUUCUUUACUGCUGUGAUUUUGCUUCUGGAGCAGUGGAGCUAGUAAAGUCCCACUCAUCUUACAGCCCGGCCCAGUGUGCUGCCUUUGUUCAUGAUGUAUGUGAUGAUGGCUUACCCUACCCUUUCCCAGAUGGGAUCCUGGAUGUUAUUCUCCUAGUCUUUGUGCUCUCUUCUAUUCAUCCUGACAGGAUGCAAGGCGUUGUAAACAGAUUGUCCAAAUUACUGAAACCUGGAGGAAUGUUGUUAUUUCGGGACCAUGGAAGAUAUGAUCUCACUCAACUUCGUUUCAAAAAAGGAUGCUGCUUGUCUGAAAACUUUUAUGUUCGAGGAGAUGGUACAAGGGCAUAUUUCUUUACAAAAGGGGAAGUCCACAAUAUGUUCCAUCAGGCUGGGUUAGAUGAAAAGCAGAACCUGGUUGACCGGCGUUUGCAAGUUAAUAGGAAAGAAAAAGUGAAAAUGCAUCGAGUGUGGGUACAGGGCAAGUUUCAGAAACCAUUGCAUUCAUUUCAUCAUAAUGACCCUGACAAUCUCAUUCCUGGUGUUUCUGCUGGUUGAGAGCAUACUUUCUCUCUGUAUGAAUCAAGAUCACCCCAUGCAAAGAUCUCUUCAAAAAUUAUUCCUGAAAGAGCAAUUAGAAGCUAGAACUGAAUAUCUAUGUCUGGCUCUUUUAUAAUGGGUGAGGCCUUCCAUUAGGCUUACACACAUACACGUAUUAGGUGAUAUGGAAGGACCCACUAUAUUUGACAUUUUUUAAAAAAUCAAUAAAUGUGA